AUGACGUAUAACUACGAUACUGUGGAUUUGGAUAAGAUCCUAAACGAUUUAGAAAAUGAAGAUGAUCAUCCUCAAGGACUAUCGAUGCAGCCGCCAUUGUAUCAUCAAAAUAGCACUGUCAAUCGUCCCAGUGCUAUGACCCCUGACAAUUACCGCAAAUCAAAUAAUCUCAAUAAGAAGCCUAUUCCAGAACCAACGACCCAUCGACCAUUGAAUAGAAGUAAUGCAGUUAAGCACCCCAUACCUUCUAUUAACAGUAGCUCUCACAAUCGUAGCAUCAUGGAAGAAACCACAUCCAGCAGUGUCUAUCCAUCAUUGGCUGCAUUUGAGUCAUCGAAUACUGGAGUAAUUGAACAAGGCUAUCCAAGCAGUGAUAGCGCUAACGCUUUGAUUAAUAGUGAUUAUAAUAAAAAUAAUAAUUUGCAACAUAGCAGCAGCUCAGUUAACCGUAACCUAUAUGGCUUUCUAGCUGGACACAAUUCCAUUAAUAGCGAAGCCAAUGGGUACAGCAGCGAUCCCGCUGGCGGAAAUGUAAUCACAACCACAAACAACGUUAGUACUAGCGACGCUGACUAUUAUCAGAAUUUUAUUAACCAAAAUAGCACCGGUAAUGGCCAUCCAAACCGUAGUUAUAACGAUAGCUCAGAGAAAAGGAGUACUAAAGUCCCCGUGCAACCUUCAUCUGAUAAUGAAAGUGAUAAUGAGUGGGAAACUAUGCUGGAUAAAUAUGCAUCACCUAUACAUGUAAAUGACAAGACUGGUAAUCAAGCGAAUUCUGCUACUCCUACAUCUACCUCAAUUGCUAGCAAUACUAAUCAUGGUAAUGCGCAAAUGCCUAGUUCUGGCCAAAUCAAUAAUUCUACCAAUGAACUCAGUACUGCUUUAGAUAUUGAUAAUAUUUUGCCGAAGUUCGAUAUUGCAAGCCUUAAAUCUGAUUUCAAUUCAAUACCAUCUUCUGGUAGUUCAUUACAUCCUACUUCAAGUAAUGAUAUUGCCCCAGAAACAAAUAGUACUAAAUUAAAAACACCGAGUAACCAUUAUACAGGAAAUUUAUCGCAUCAACCUAAAGUUGAUGCGGAUUCUAACGAAGCUCCUACAAGUUUUGAGAACUCUCAGUCUACUCAACAUGUUUCAAUGGUUCCUACUUCUCAUGACAACAGGAUUGUAUCGCCUGAAGGUGACAUUACUCAAGGAUUGGUAUCUUUUUCGAACAAUGAUAACAUUAAUAUUAAUCAUGAUUUAGAAAAUAAUGUUGUAUGGGAUAAAUCUGAAAACAAUGAUGCAGCUCCCUUACAUAAAGAGAGAAACGAUGAGAUAUCUACUAUAGGAAUUGUAAAUACCGAGAUAAACGCUAUCAGCAAUGUGAAUAACCAUGAAAAUUUCAGUUUAACUGAUACAACAUCAGUUGAUACGUCAAGCAUGUUUCAAGAUAAACAAAAUCUUAGCAAUUUUUCAACGAAUAAAACCAAUAAUCAAGAAUCAUCAACAUCUACCUCAUCUGAUAAAAAUAGAAAUAACAAUGAAGUAAGUAGCAGUUACAACAAUAUUUCAACCCAGCUGGAAAGUGUGUCCGGAUCUUUCAAGAAUUCUCACCAAAGUACAUCGGAUAAACUCUCAACCGACAUUUUAUCGCCAGUAUCAAUCAUUGAUAACACAAACAAUCAUGUUAAUGAUACUAGUAGUGAAUUUACUGUAAAAAAUGAUGUUACAGCUAAGAAUAACGCUUUCAGCAACUUGCCAGACUUAAACGGUCGUAUCAGUGGAGGAAUGAAGUUACCAGAAAAAUUCGGUAGCGAUCAACCUGUUAAGAAUUUCGUAGAAUCUGCCAGCAAAAGUGGUGAUAAUACUAUUUCUACUGUUCAUGAGUCAAUCGAAAAGACUAAUUAUAAUGUGUCAGGUGUGAUAGAUAACGAAAAAGAUAGAAUUAGUUCAGAGUCUAGCAUCGCUCGCUCUCUCUUGACUGAUUUUCAAGAUAAGAACUCAAAUGACGAUAAGGCAGCUAAGAUUGAUAAUGAAUUAAACUAUGAUAACGAUACCUUACCACUUGCUUUGACUAAUGGUAAUGAUUCUGCUACCGAAAAGAUAUCUACAGAAAGUUUUGAGCUCGAUAAUUUAAUUUUAGAUCCUUUGUACGAAGUUAAAAAACGUGAUACAACGGAGAAUUUGGACUCGAAUGAUCUAUCAUCUUUGUUAGACAUUAACUUCUCUACUGUCACCGUUACUCCGAAUUCUGCUAAUAGCAUAACAAGUAUCUCUUGUGCUGAAAACGUAUCUCCCACCAUUAAGACUGGUGAUAUUGAUAUUUCAAAUAAAGAGACUAUAGCGGAUUCUAUUUUAGAGCGACAAGUUUUAACCGAUCAGGAAAAAGUGAGCGACCACGAGGAGAAAUCAUUAGAAUCUAAAUCAUGCAACGAAUCACUACUUAUUGACAGUCAUGGUAGUAAUCAAGUUGAUGCUAGCCAUAACCAAGAAAAUUCAAACGUAUCUGAUUUACAUUUGGAUAAGGAUGAUCUUUCUUCUGAUAUCAAAUCUGUAGGCAUUAAAAUAAACCCAGAGUAUAUUACAACAAAUAUACCCUACAGCAAGGACGUAAUAGAAAAUGAAGGGGCUAAUAAUUUAGAUAUCACUAGUAGUGAAGAAACUGCAAAUGAAAAGUCAUCAAUUAUUAAUACAGGAAAUACACCUGAAGGGAAUAUUCUGUCUGAUAGCAAUAUGGACUAUCUUUCAAGUGAUAAUAUUCCCGUAAUCGACGAUCUCUUAUCUGGUGUAAUGAACGAAUUAAAUGGUAAUGAAGAUUAUCAUCAAGAAAUCAACGAUAAUAUUACUAACAGUGGAGGUGAUGUAGCUGAAACUGAUAUAGAAAAUCCAUCUUCAAAUGCAACUACAGUUUCUGUAAAUAAUUCGAUGGAAGUUAACUCUCAUCCCAAUAAUGUUACAGAUAACGGCAACUCCUUACAAGAAUCUGAAGAUAACUUUUUACGUUUGACUGACGAUGUAGAUUUAAUUAGCGGCAGCAAUGCGCUAUCACAAUGCAUGGAUCUUGUUCUUAAUAUGGAUAAUCUGGAGCAGUUUCCCGAGGAACCAGUUUCGGAAGCAGCAGUAAAAGGUGAUGUAUUGCCGUCUACAAAUACUAUGAAUGAUGUCAUGCCACAUGAUGAGUACAAUGGAAUUAAAAAUACGCUUGAAACCUUGACAAAUGGUAGAGACAACAGCCAAGUUAAUGAUAGAUUAUUAACGACGGCUACGGUAGACGCUUUGAUUCCAAGUAAUGCGGAGCGUGCACCUGGCCAUCUUACUGAUAACAACAAUGUACCAAGCUCAAGCGGUACAUUUAGCGAAGAAAAUUUUAUGCAGACUUCAAUCAAUCCACAGAUUAACGAAAUGAGUUUAGUCGACGUUAGUAAUGGAUUACAUUCUGAUAUUGCAAGUGAUCAAGUCUCCAAUCAGAACAUACCGACAGAAAAUAUAGUUGAUGAUAUUAACAAUAAUGUUGCCGAAGCUGCAGCUUCUAGCAAUCAUAAUGUUGGCCAGUCUGAUGGAGGCACAUCCAAUUUAGCCAGUAGCGGGAGGUCAAAUAAAGUUGGUAGAAGAAGCGUCAGGUUUGCUCCUACAGCAGAAUAUAUUGGCAUAGAAAAUGUAACAGAUGAUGGUUUGCCAACAUCUCAACCUCAGGUUCUUCGUCGUAAUAUUCCAAUUGACCAGAGCUACCGAGUUGGUUUGGCUAGUCAGAGUCCUCCAGAUAAUGAAAUACCUUCAACUGGAUCUACACCAACAAAUAGAGAUGACCUUCCUAGUUAUAGCCUUGGAAAUCAGGCCGACAAUCUAGCUGGCAGUCCUAAUAAUUUUGUAAGUAAUGAUGCUACAGGCAACAUGCCUCAACCUGACGUAAGUACAUCCUCUGCUGAUUACGUACCCAUUACUCCUGCAUUUCCUGGACUCGGAUUUGAACGACCAACUUGGGUGUCGGAUACGGAGGCCGUUCAGUGUAUGCAAUGUGGGGUUAAAUUCACAGUUUUAAAAAGGCGUCACCAUUGCCGCGCAUGUGGGCAGGUCUUAUGUGCUGCUUGUUGUAGCAUGAAAUUUGUGUUGACCUUUCUGAGUAAUAAACCCUCUAGAGUUUGCCAUAUAUGUUACCAGUACUUAAAUCAACAACAGCAGCAUCCCAUUCGAGAACCAGCGCCAUCUUAUGAAGAAGCAAUGCGAGCUCCUCAGCCUCUAGAUUAUCAAACCGAAAUAGCUGCGGGUUCUGCCAUAGCUUCUACCACUGGCAUGAUCACACCACCGACGAAUUUUCAACCUAUAUCUGUACAAUCUUUAAGUCAACCAAGUACGAAUGUUGUUUCUUCUUCUCCAAAUACUAAUGAAGUGCCUCAGGUUGCUUCCGGUAGUGAAACUAGCGUAGCUGAGGCCGCCAGUAGUCCAGAUAACAGCAGGAGAGAAGGUCAAGCAUUAUCUAAUAAUGGAGAGUCUAAUGAAAGUGACAAUAGGGGUGAUACCGACGAAGGAAGGCAAUUAAGUGAGAUUGAAGUUUGUACACGAAAACUACUCUCAUUUACCAUUAGUGAACGUGUUCGCGUAAAGGUCAAACUAGCAAACUAUGCUGAAAGAUUUUGUUGGUGCUUCUGUACGAGUGGAUUAUCGAACUAUGGCCAGCAGGAAUUGGUAAUUGUUUUGGAACGAUUAAGUACUGACGAUGUUGUUCCUCGUGGCAUGUUAAAAUUUUUUAAAGUGAUAUAUAGACAGGCCAAGCAAGGCGUACAUGUCCGAAAUAUGGACUACACAACCUUUACUUCCCCUCAUCUUGGUCAUAGUGAUAUAAGCGCAUGUCUUUUCAUUGAACAUGCCGGCCAGCCACUCAUCAAUUUAGUUAUUCCCAAAUCACCCUACCUAUUUGGACUACUUAUUCAUCGUAAUGAACUGGUAUGGGCUAGGGCUUUCCCUCUCCGACUUUUAGUAGGUCUCGGGAACUAUUACAAAGAAUAUCCUUAUCCGAUCUGGAGUUAUCGAGAUCGUCAAGCCCUCUUCUCUGAAAUUGGUCAUACCAUAAUGCGAUUACUAAUCGAUUUCGACUCUGGACAGUACACAUUGGAGCGCAUACCAGGACUUAUUGUGCAUUUAGAAAAGCGUAAAGUUACAAUUACAAUGGCCAUGGACCAACAUGAUAAGAUAUUGAAAGUCUUGAGUAAAAGCGAUGAAAGGGUCUUAGCCUUUGGAGCAAACUUCAGUCCAUUGGCUGACUCUGUACUGGUAUGUACGCAAACGGAUGGAGCCUAUAAAGCUCAGAUUAUGUCAAGACCUGGAUAUGACAGAAAUACGAUUGGAGCCAAUUUUAUCGUACUGAACUGUUCCUUAAAAUCUGAUAGCUCUUCGAGGAUCAAAACUACAAUCGUAGAAGAUGGUAUAAUGAUGCAAUUAAAUACGGAUGCUAACCGUUGCAUAAGAGAUGCUAUUAGCAAUAUGACAGAUUGUACAGUGGAGGGACAUAUAGCAACAAAUGAUGAAGCACCUUUAACAACAGAAGAUGAUUUGGUUGUUAUCAAGUGGACACCGAGUGAUUGUACCGCAAAUUUAGGCGUAAUAAGUCAUGUUGAUGGCAUGUCGCUGGCUGGGAUUAAAAGUCUCGAUAUUUAUGAACCAGUUCUAAAUAAAAAGAAAUCGAAAACCAAAGCUGCUCUACGCUGGACUAAAUUGUUUUAUCUGGAUAGUGGGAGUGGAGGUCAUGCUGAAAUUGCUACAACAUUUGCUGAGAUGUUGGCGCAAGCUAUACAUUCAGCUCUAGAACCAUCAGAGGAAUUAUUUGUUGCAAAGAGCAUCAGAGAAUUCGCUGUAAGAGUGACGCUUGAUGGUGAAACGCAUACGGAAUACAAGGCUGGGUACCGAGGACAGCCACUGCCAGAAGAACUUAUUGAACAAUUUGAUGAAUGUUUAAUUCCGCUGUUACAUCAAACCGGCUCUUCUAUAACUAGCUGCAUUGAGUUACUUUUUCGUGUAUAUUAA
Messenger RNA from Trichoplax adhaerens, 5997 nucleotides. RefSeq lists its product as uncharacterized. Gene Ontology annotation, molecular function: metal ion binding. Lineage: Eukaryota; Metazoa; Placozoa; Uniplacotomia; Trichoplacea; Trichoplacidae. The transcript has 17 exons. Bases 1 to 5997 code for a protein of 1998 amino acids. The record is from RefSeq and is a predicted model, not a curated record.